Blepharisma stoltei is the source of this 1331-nucleotide messenger RNA. NCBI's taxonomy places the organism in Eukaryota, Ciliophora, Heterotrichea, Heterotrichida, Blepharismidae. The record is from the annotation of a GenBank genome assembly.
AUGGAUCCAGAUUUUUCAUACCUAGAUCACAAUCGAUUUUCAAAUGUCGCGAACUAUCGUGAGCAUAUUCCAAGGCGGCCUCGAGCAAACACAACUCUUACACCAUCUCUAAAGCUUUUAGUCGAUGUUUGAAGCCAUCUUCCCGAAUCAGAAAAAAGUGCUUUUUCUCAUUUUUCUGGGCUUGAGCCUCGCCAUUCUUCAGACUCUCCACAAAGUCCUGUAAAACGAAAAGCAAGGCGUUCAAAUACACUUGCAGAAAAUAUAAAAAAUAAAAAAUUUACUAAACACCCCACAGGAAGAAAUCAGUCAUGUAUCAUUGAGCAUUUAUUCUCUUUUAGACAGAUUAUAAGCUCUACUAUUAUAAACAUUUAUACAUAAAAGACUGCAGACUAUUUUGAUUUUAAAAUCCAUUGGCAGGUAUAGAACCAGCCGGAUCAGAGAAACUUAUUUUUGAAAUCCCUAAUAAAGAUGAUAUAAGCGGCAAUGAAUUUGUAUAUAAAAAUAUAUAAAUAAAAUGGCAUUCGGUUCGAGAGAAAUUAGCUCUGCUAAUUUUCUCUCCCUCAUGGAAUUUUAUUUAUAGGGUUAGGUUUUCACUCGAAGACUUCUGGACAGCAAUAGCGGUUUAACUCUGGAGAUAACCAGAGGAACCACUCCUCAGUCCACUCAAGAUUUCGGGCUUUUACCUCUCAGCACAUCCCCACGGGAGGAUGACCCUUAGGCGGAACACGCGCAGGAGCUGAGUCGAGCGACAAGGGCGACGGCAACGCGCCGGGUGAGACGUGCAGCAAGGCCGGUGAAGCAGGAGUUGAUAGAAGGCUUGGACGGGGCUGACCUGUGCCAAGAUGGCUCGCCUACGUCAUCAGUUUUGCCAUAGGCCCUUUUGGGCUGCGGCACUAGACACCUUAAACACCAGAUAAUUAAGUAAGUAAGUAUAUAAAAUAUACAUUGGAAACACAGAAGCUGCUAAUGAUGAAACUCUUUUGAGGACUUAUAUGAUUGAUUCUGUGCUUGCCUUAGGACUUGAAGGAUCACCAGAGAAAUAUACUUCAGUAAGACGAGGCUAUUUAAGGCUUGAAGUUGGUAGAGAUUUGCUUGAAGCAAUGGACGCAAUACAAAGAUUUUUGGAUAUACAACUAAAACGAGGGCAUGUACUUGUGCAAUGCCCAACAGGUAAAACUAUUGCUCCAGCUGCUGUUAUAGGGUAUUUCAUAAAGAGAUUUAAUAUAAUUUUCAGCUAUGCAAGAGAUACUAUUGCAAAAUAUGUUUCUGGAAUGAAACUCAACCCAGAGCAUAUCAAGCAACUGAAAAGUUUAUCAAUUCAAAAUGUUUAA